CAACCCAUUAUCAGCAAGGCUCAUUCAGAAGCACCCCCCCUACCAUCCUAUAGACCCUCCUCCACUGGAAGCAAAGGGAGGUCUUAGAAUCACAGAGCCGUUUCUAUGGCAGCCGUCCUUCUCACCCCCACUCCCACUAUUAUGGAAUUAUCCCCUUCUGAAAUGUCCUGUUGUGUCUGCAACACCAAAUUUCCUCUCCCUUUCUGCAACGCUUUCCAAACUCUCUAAAAUGGUCAGAGGGAUCCAAAGAGUCAGCGUAAAAGGCAGAGGUUCAGAGUGAGAGAGAAAGAGAGUGCUAGAGAAACAUUGGAAUAUUCAUAAAUACCACAGCAACUCCCCCCUUCCGAACAGCCCAGCUGGAAUGAAAACUGUCUUUCACAGCAAAUGUGUUAUCUACCCUCCUCUCAUGUGAGCAAGAUGAUAAUGGACUAUCAUCUCCAACAGGGCUCUAUAUAGUGCAACUCACCCUUCCACUGAACCUGCCACUGUCUGCAUCUUCUGGAUCGUCACUGUUUUUAGCCUUUCUCUCUUACCUACAUUUGCUGGCACUCUAAGAAGCUAACAAGAUCUUUACCUCUCUUUUCUACAGGACUGCAAGCUGCAAGAGGUUCAUAUUUCAAGUCCCGCAGUGAGGAAUGAACAACCUAGCUGACUCUUCAGGCCUGUUCUUCAACACUUCACUGGAAAGUUCAGAACAAUGUGGCAAAGAGACCAAUACGGAGAACAUCCUUUUUGCUACUUUCUACCUUCUGGAUUUCAUCCUAGCCUUUGUUGGCAAUGCUCUGGCUCUUUGGCUUUUCAUCCGGGACCAAAAGUCAGACACCCCAGCCAACGUUUUCCUGAUGCACCUAGCCAUGGCCGAUCUGUCCUUCGUGCUAGUUUUGCCAACCCGGCUAGUAUACCACUUUUCAGGCAAUCACUGGCCGUUUGGAGAGAUCCCUUGCCGACUCACAGGCUUCCUUUUCUACCUCAACAUGUAUGCCAGCAUCUACUUCCUCAUGUGCAUCAGUGUAGAUCGCUUCCUAGCUAUCGUGCACCCUGUAAAGUCCCUCAAACUCCGCAGAUCACUCUACGCCCACUUGGCCUGUGCUUUCCUGUGGGUUAUAGUUGCUGUGGCCAUGGCGCCUCUUUUGGUCAGUGUGCAGACAGCUGAGAUGAACAAUACCACCAUCUGCCUGCAGCUCUACAGAGAAAAGGCAUCACGCCAUGCUCUCGUGUCAUUGGCUGUGGCAUUUACGCUUCCAUUUUUUACUACAGUGACCUGCUACUUGCUGAUCAUACGCAGCCUGAAAAGAGGAAACCGAAUUGAGAACCAUCUAAAGGAAAAAGCCAUCAAAAUGAUAAUAAUGGUUCUCAUGAUCUUCUUGGUCUGUUUCGUGCCCUACCAUAUCAACCGCUACAUUUACAUUCUCAAUUACGAUGGUGUGAAGACUUCCUGUGAAAUGCAGCGGAUUCUGGCUCUUGGCAACCGAAUUACUUCCUGCCUCACCAGCCUGAACGGUGCCCUAGAUCCCAUCAUGUAUUUCUUUGUAGCUGAGAAGUUCCGAGAGGCCUUAUGUGGUUUAUUUUGCAGCAGAAAAGCUGCAAGGCUACCUUCAAGUUAUGAUGGGAAAACGAAUGACAGCUCCUUGAGCACUAAAACUGAACUGUAACUAAUGAAAUCAAGUGCUUUUUAAAAGAAAGGCUUUUUCUAUCUGAUACAAUUAAAUCUCCAAGAUAGCAAAACUGUGUUUCUCCAAGAGCGCACACUGAUCUACGCUUCAUUCUUGAGAAAACAAGUAACAGAUAGUAAUUUUUGCACAGCUACCACCAGCAAGUGCUAAUUCUCAGUGGAAGGUAGACUGCAAUCUCAAUGUAUACAAAUAUAACUAGCAUUACACUAUAAUAACUACCCUUCUGAUUGUCUUCAACAAGAAAAAGGAAGAAAGCAUUUGCUUAACAACGCCAUGAUUGCUCCAUGAAAUAUUUUUGUACUGAAAAAUAACUGAGGCAAAUACUUCCAUCUUCAGUUAUCAAGCAAGCAAACUACACAGCUAAGAUUCAAUAGUCCUGACAUUCUCUAAGAAAGGUGUUCUAAUUUUACAUCUGCAGAGCUUUGAGAAGAUUGUGCAUAUAGAUUUUGACAUGACCUGAUAAGAAAAGGAAAUCCUCAAAUCCACAUCUGCAAGAAAGGAGAACCAUUUGAUUUUCUAGACAGCUCAAUCGUCUCAUUGUUGACCUUUUGACUAUGGACAGCACUAAACUUGAUAUAAACACCACAUUACAAUUCAAAACUCUCUUUUGUUACAGCCUUGGCUGCAGCUCUUAUUUUCAGUAACAUUUAGAAACAAUGACAUGACACAACUUGUUUCAUUUUAUCUGUAAGUUUUUAUAUGAAGUAUAUGGUUCAUGAAUCACAUGCACAAGACUAAAAGAUUUCUAGGGAGCUUGCUACAAAUGAGUAAUCUAGUUCAGUUUAACUAUUAGGAUGCAACUCUUACUGACGCAAUUGCCCUUGCUUAAUGCAGACUGUACCUACCAUAUCCACCUUAAUAGAACAAAAAUCCUCAGUCAAGAGCCACUUCACCAGAACCUUUGCCUGUUGUCUCAAUGUCAAGUCUGCUGUGAUUUUUGAUAAUUGCUACACCCAAAUCCUGAGCACUCACAUGCUGUGCAAGAAAUCAUUUAUACUGAACUCUUGCUGCCAUAGCUUUUUUGGAAGCAGUGGUGCAGCUAGGCCUAAAUCUAUGUCCCUGGAGUCCAGCAACCCCCUAAAUUAUCACCGGAGAGUGGAAGGUGAUGAGGGCAGCAGCAAAUGGGUAGACCUGACGUCAGCACCUGGGCAGGUAAUGACAUGCCAGAGUAUACAUUCUAAUGGUGGUCACCUCAAUGUAUUUUUUUAUUACUAUAUAUAUCUAUAAAAGUUAUAUAGUGAGAGGGUGGCUGGCCAGCCAUAUGCACAGCUACAGCUCCUUGUUUAUUUUGUAUUUCAAAUAUACAUUGUCUUUUUCUACAAGUAAAUGAGUCUACCUUCAGGGAAGCAUAAGCAAACCUCA
This is a messenger RNA of Podarcis muralis (Common wall lizard), 3035 nucleotides long. It is a transcript of the gene GPR17, whose product is annotated as G protein-coupled receptor 17. Lineage: Eukaryota; Metazoa; Chordata; Lepidosauria; Squamata; Lacertidae. Gene Ontology annotation, cellular component: plasma membrane. The record is from RefSeq and is a predicted model, not a curated record. Gene Ontology annotation, biological process: G protein-coupled receptor signaling pathway. Gene Ontology annotation, molecular function: G protein-coupled receptor activity.